This is a messenger RNA of Schistocerca cancellata (South American locust), 1958 nucleotides long. RefSeq names its product zinc finger protein 865-like. Gene Ontology annotation, biological process: regulation of transcription by RNA polymerase II. Gene Ontology annotation, molecular function: RNA polymerase II transcription regulatory region sequence-specific DNA binding; DNA-binding transcription factor activity, RNA polymerase II-specific. NCBI's taxonomy places the organism in Eukaryota, Metazoa, Arthropoda, Insecta, Orthoptera, Acrididae. Bases 165 to 1211 code for a protein of 348 amino acids. The record is from RefSeq and is a predicted model, not a curated record. The transcript has 6 exons. Gene Ontology annotation, cellular component: nucleus.
GGGACUGUGUUACGCUAAAGCUUGAAAGUGAAAGUACUGUGAUCUUUUGUUUUACUAUUUGUUUGGUGAGAAAUAUCAUUUUUUGCCGCAAGGAUUUCUGACCCAUAGUCUGCUACGCAUUAACAAAAACCUCUGCGUAAUGAAGACCUGAGUCGUAAAGCGUUAUGGAAGGCGAAGACCUGCGUACAUGGAAGAAUAAACUCUCAGAACAUCAUUUGGGGCCGGUGGCGGACGGCCUGUGUAUUAAGAACGAACCCCUUGCGAGAAUGCAGUGCCAGCUUGCAUCUGUAGGGCAAGAUCCAGGUGCUCAGAUUCAUGGACAUCCACCAUGGGAUCCAUCAGAAAUCAAACGGGAGCCAGGUAUGGGCAUCGACUGUCAGGGACAUCAAGGACAUGGGCCUGGUCCAGGAAUGGAAAAUUUCUCACCACCAAGAGAUUUUAACCCAGGAAAAGUAACAGGCUGUUUAUUAAUGUGCGGUCAGACACCUACCUUAGUAUUCGUGGAGGGUUCUUGGCCCGGUGGGCCGAACGGGGGAGGUGGCGACGGGAGCGGCAUUCCCGGAGGUCCGCCUCAGCUGCAGGGACAUCCCGGAAUGCACCUCCAGCCACACCCGGGUCCCGGCCCGGUCCCCGGAGGCCCACCUUACCCACCGGGCCUGCCGUGGCAGUACCAGUGCCCGCGCUGCGACCGCCGCUUCGCGACCCUCCAGGAGCUGCGCUCGCACGAGCCCGGCAGUGGCGUGCUCUGCCGCACGCCUACCAUGGGCCCACCGCCCGUGCCUCCCGGUCCCGGCAGUACGAGGGGUGGCCUCGCACCCCGCGGGCGAGGCGGCAGAGGUGGCGGGCGUACCCCGAGGAAGAAGAAGGCACCCGGUAGCAGUGGUGGCCCGGGUCGAGCUGGAGGAGACAGCACGGAGACCAAGGAGGAGCCGACCGGUAGAUUCGUGUGUUCUGUCUGUGAGAAGGUUUUCUCCGAAGAGCAGUAUUAUGACGUUCACAUGCGCAUGAAUACCUUCAAGCCAUUUCCGUGCACAAUAUGCAAGUCACACUUUGGAUCGGAGUCAUCACUCAGCAAUCAUACAAAGCACUUCCACAAGGAGAAACACAAGUGCCCAUUCUGCACUCGUCAGUAUACAUGGAAGAUAAGGCUCCACAACCACAUGAAGGAGCACAUGGAAGAGCAGAUUCUGGUCGGCGUGUUUGGAACGUGAAUAAGUGCCAGUCAGUAAAUGUAAUGGUUCACUUCUAAUGUGGAACACGUGGUCUGUGCACAGGAACAGUUCACGUCUUGUAGCUGUAUAUCUUCUGGCUGUAGGCAAGAAUGAGUUCUUUUUUUAAAAUGCGGCCUAGCUGUACCUGGCUUUUUGGGGGCAGUAAAAGGAGGCUUGUUUAAGUAGCAAUGGCAAUUAGCAUCCAUUAUAAGUGUACUGACUGAGAACACUGGAGCAGGUUAGCUGUCAUUAUUGUGGUACAUAUAAUUCUUUAUAUUUCUGUUCUCGAUUUGAUGCCAAGUAUCAGGAAGUUACUAGUUAAAUGAAAUUACUGUAUAAUGUGCAUACGUGCAAUGCUUUUCUUGAAAUACGUCAAUGAUCUGCUACAGUUGUUAAAAAUGAUUCAAAUGGCUCUAAGCACUAUGGGAUUUAGUAUCUGAGGUCAUCAGUCCCCUAGACUUAGUACCACUUAAACCUAACUAACCUAAGGACAUCACACACAUCCAUGCCCGAGGCAGGAUUUGAACCUGCAACUGUAGCAGCAGCGUGGUUCCGAACUAAAGUGCCUAGAACCACUCGGCCACAGCAGUUGGCUACAGUUGUUCUCUUCACAGUGACAUACGGGCUAUUGUGAAAGACUCGGAAUGGAAUGCAAAUGAGCUGACUAAUAGGAUAAUUGGUAACAUCAGCAUGUGGUUCUUUUCAGAGAACAGAUUAGCACUUAAACGUGGCAAAAUGCAGUUCAUG